Pistacia vera is the source of this 963-nucleotide messenger RNA. RefSeq lists its product as uncharacterized. The coding region runs from base 1 to 963 and encodes 320 amino acids. NCBI's taxonomy places the organism in Eukaryota, Viridiplantae, Streptophyta, Magnoliopsida, Sapindales, Anacardiaceae. The record is from RefSeq and is a predicted model, not a curated record. The transcript has a single exon.
AUGGCCGAAUUCUUAGUGGUGGACUACUCGAACACGUACAAUGUCAUCCUUGGAAGGCCAAUCCUAGAUGAUUUAAGCGGAGUCACAUCAGUGCGCUACCAAGCGAUGAGAUUUUCGACUUCAGGGGGAGUCGCGACGAUCAAGUGCUGUACCAAGGAAUCUCGAGAAUGCAAUAAUCGAGCUAUAAACGCUGCACAAAAAUGGUCACACCGAAAGACAAUGAUCAUCGUAGAAUCCAAGCCGAACCUUGGGUCACUAGAGGACACUAUAGAUCCUCGCAUCCAUAAAGAAGAGCCCGCAGCAGGACUGAUCGAAAAGCUGCUAGAAAUAAGAGUUAGCGAGGAAGAUCCAACUCGCGUGCUGAAAAUCGGCAGCAUCUUGACCAGAGAAAUUGAUGAUAAUCUGAUCGGGUUCUUGAAGAGGAACCUCAACGUAUUCGUGUGGGUGUACGCAAAUAUGGUUGGGAUCAGUCCCGAGGUGAUGUGCCACAGGUUGCACCUGGACCCACAAGCUCAGCCCAUAAGGAAGAAAAGAAGGGCCAUGGAUGCAGAGCGCUCUCAAGCGCUCAAGGAUGAAGUCGAUAAACUCUUAGAAAUCAACUUCAUCAGGGGAGUCAAGUACCCCGACUGGCUCGUCAAUCUAGUCCUAGUCAAAAAGUCGAAUUGCAAGUGGCGGACUUGCGUCGACUUCACGGAUCUAAAUAAGGACUAUCCAAAAAAUAGUUUUUUGCUACCACAGAUCGACCAACUAGUAGAUGUGACAGCGAGAAACGUACAACUUAGCUUAAUGGAUGCAUACUCGGGAUAUAACCAGAUCCUAAUGUACCAGCACGAUGAAGAACAUAUUUUUUUUAUUACUGACCGUGGAAUCUAUUGUUACAGGGUUAUGCCAUUUGGCCUUAAGAACGCUGGGGCGACCUACCAGCGCUUGGUGAACAAAAUGUUCACCAACCAAAUUGGCUGA